Messenger RNA from Lynx canadensis (Canada lynx), 3016 nucleotides. RefSeq names its product CEA cell adhesion molecule 16, tectorial membrane component (gene CEACAM16). NCBI's taxonomy places the organism in Eukaryota, Metazoa, Chordata, Mammalia, Carnivora, Felidae. The transcript has 5 exons. Bases 1 to 1899 code for a protein of 632 amino acids. The record is from RefSeq and is a predicted model, not a curated record.
AUGCCAGUCCGGGAGAGGGAAGGUGCGAGCCAGAAGUCCAGCGUGCUGGUGGCCACGGCGGCCUCACCCGCCCCCUCCGGCUCCUCUUCCUCAGCCGCCUUCCUGAGCGCGGGCGCCGACAUCUCUAUCACCCCCGAGCCUGCCCAGCCAGCCGAGGGGGACAACGUCACACUGACCGUCCACGGGCUUUCGGGGGAAGUGCUCGCCUACAACUGGUACGCGGGGCCCACGCUCAGCCUGACGUACCUGGUGGCCAGCUACAUCGUGAGCACGGGCGACGAGACCCCUGGCCCGGCCCACACGGGACGGGAGGCUGUGCGCCCCGACGGCGGCCUGGACAUCCGGGGCGCCCUGCCCGGGCACUCGGGCACCUACAUCCUGCAGACCCUCAACAGGCAGCUCCAGACGGACGUGGGCUACGGACACGUGCAGGUCUAUGAGAUCCUGGCCCAGCCUGUGGUCACGGCCAACAACACGGCACUGGUCGAGCGCCGAGACACCCUGCGCCUGGCGUGCAGCAGCCCCAGCCCCGCUGAGGUCCGCUGGUUCUUCAACGGCGAAGCCCUGCCCAUCGCCAUCCGCCUCGGCCAGUCCCCCGAUGGCCGGGUACUGACCCGGCAUGGCGUCCGCAGAGAGGAGGCGGGAGCCUACCAGUGUGAGGUCUGGAACCCGGUCAGUGUCAGCCGCAGCGAGCCCGUCAACCUGACCGUGUACUAUGGCCCAGAACGCGUGGCCAUCCUCCAAGAUUCCACCACCCGCACGGGCUGUACCAUCAAACUGGACUUCAACACGUCCCUCACCCUGUGGUGCGUGUCCCAGUCCUGCCCAGAGCCCGAGUAUGUGUGGGCCUUCAACGGGCGGGCCCUCAAGAACGGGCAAGACCACCUCAACAUCACUAGCAUGACGGCGGCCCAGGAGGGCACGUACACGUGUAUUGCUAAGAACCCCAAGACCCUGCUUUCCGGAUCCGCCUCGGUGGUGGUCAAGCUCUCCGCGGCAGCGGUCGCCAUGACGAUUGUGCCCGUGCCCACCAGGCCGAUGGAGGGCCAGGAUGUGACGCUGACCGUCCAGGGCUACCCCAAGGACCUGCUGGUCUACGCCUGGUACCGCGGGCCUGCCUCGGAGCCCGGCCGGCUGCUCAGCCAACUGCCGUCAGGCAACUGGAUCGCAGGCCCCGCGCACACAGGCCGGGAGGUGGGCUUCGCCAACUGCUCACUGCUGGUGCAGAAGCUGAACCUCACGGAUGCCGGCCGCUACACCCUCAAGACCGUCACGUUGCAGGGCAAGACCGAGACCCUGGAAGUUGAGCUGCAGGUGUCCCGUGAGUGUGUCAGAGGGGGGCAGAGGGUGUAUCUUUUCAGACAGACGCUCCCAAAGCGGGGCUUUGUCUCCUCCAGGGCAGGGAGGGAAGCACGGACGAAGGGUAGAUCGGCGUCCCCAACAGACUUGAAAGAAGGGGCUCCCUGUCCUCCCUCUGACUUGGGGAUCUCCAAAUGGAGUUUUUGGCCUCUUCUGUCAAACCGACAGCCUAGACUAGGGGUAGAUAGGCCUCCUGCAUCGAACCGAAGGCUACCAAAGGGGGAUUCCACGCCUCCUCUCUCAUAUAAGAAGUACACCAGACUGAAGGUCUCAAGAAAGGAGGCACAGUCUGAGCGUAGGGCACCCUUUUUCCUGCAGGUGGGUAGACCUAUUGCCUCCGCUACUUUAUUGGGAAAGUGGGUUAAUGAUGGGAGUGUACCUCCCCCAUCAGACUGGAUGUAUAGUACGAGGGUGGAUCCUAACUCCCUCUUUAGACUGGGAGAUCCUAGACAGUUGGCAUCAUGUCUCGGCCUCUGCAUUAGGGUAAGAGUGAGGACAGAAUUUCUACCAUCAGAGGGGGACAUUUUUCUCUCAAAGUGAAAUAGGAAAAAUCUCCUCCGUUAGGAUAGAGGCUUCUGGGUGAUGGGAAUUUUGUCUCCUCCCUCAGACUGGGAAUUCCCAGUGGUCAGGAGCCAUGUCCCUUCCAUCAGUCCGGGAAUUCCCAGAUGUUGAAGACCAUGUCUUGCCCAUCAUAGUAGGGACUCCCAGAGUCAGGGACCAUGUCUCCUCCAUCAGACUGGGAGCUCCCAGAAACAGGUCUCCUCCAUCAGACUGGAAGUUCUCGGAGUCAAUGAACCAUGUCUCCCACAUCAGACUCGGAGCUCCCAGGGUUAAAGACCAUGUCUCCUCCAUCAGACUGGGAGCUCCCAGAAACAGGGACCAGGUCUCCUCCAUCAGACUGGUAGUUCUCAGAGUCAAUGAACCAUGUCUCCCACAUCAGACUGGGAGCUCCCAGAGUUAAAGACCAUGUCUCCUCCAUCAGACUGGGAGCUCCCAGAGUUAAAGACCAUGUCUCCUCCAUCAGACUGGGGGCUCCCAGAACCAGGGACCAUGUCCCCUCCAUCAGACUGGGGGCUCCCAGAGCCAAGGACCAUGUCUCCUCCAUCAGACUGGGAGCUCCCAGAGGCAGGGACCAUAUCUCCUCCAUCAGACUGGGAGCUCCCAGAGGCAGGGACCAGGUCUCCUCCAUCAGACUGGGGGCUCCCAGAGUCAGGGACCAGGACCAUCCCCAUCAGACUAGACAUCCCCAGAGGUCCAAGAGGCCAUGUCCCUGAGGCAGGCUUCAUUCCAUUAGACCAGGAGCUCUCAGACACUGGGAACUUGGUCAUUCUCCAGUCUGGAGCCUCCUCUCCCCCAUCAGACCAGGCAUUUUUGGAAGCCCUGAGUCAGGGAUGGCAUCUCCCAGCUCAGAUGUGAACUUUCUGGGGUCAGGAAAUCGGUCACUGCCAGGCACCCCUUCCUUCAUCAAACCCUGGUCCUGGGUCAGUGCUGGAGGUAGAAUGCUCUUCGAUGGCAGCAGGCCACCCGCCCCCCCCCCCCCCCCCCCACGAAGCCUCGGAAAUCCUUUUCACCCUGUCUCUCUUCUCACAGUCAACCUCCCUCCCCUGCGUGAGGACCAACGCCACCUUCCUGAACCUGAACCUGGCACAGGCUGAGC